This is a messenger RNA of Fusarium odoratissimum NRRL 54006, 837 nucleotides long. RefSeq lists its product as uncharacterized. The coding region runs from base 1 to 687 and encodes 228 amino acids. The transcript has 3 exons. NCBI's taxonomy places the organism in Eukaryota, Fungi, Ascomycota, Sordariomycetes, Hypocreales, Nectriaceae. The record is from RefSeq and is a predicted model, not a curated record.
AUGGAUGACACAGCCGAAUUGGGUCACUUUGGGUGGUUGGCUUCGAUGCUCACUGCAAAACUUGUGUACAAGCAGAAAAAAGAGUUAAGUGAUGGACCUGGCAACGGAGGAUUGACUGAAGGCAGUCAGAUUCCUGUGGUAGAGGGCACUAUUGCAGUGACAGCUUCAGGGGAAGUUCGAACUGGGUGGCAUGAGGAGUCUCUGCUUAAGAAAUCGGGAGCUUUAAGCGAGAUGGGCCAGGUAUACUCCGUGAAGCAUCAGGCCACGAGUGAGGUUAACCAAUGUCAAGACGAGACAACCUCAUCUAAGCGCUCGGUAGGGCUCGUCCAGGGCCGAUCAAUAGAACCAUCUCCAUCAAAAACAGCAUACGACUUCCAUAAUAAGUACCGUACCUGGCUUGGACAGGUAAAUGCCGGCAUCUGCCCCUCAAGUAUCAACGUGGGGGAAUACCAAGUUUCUGGGAACAAGGGCUCCUGGCAAACCGGUGAGCAGUCACAUUUCUCAUUCCCGAGAUACCGACCAUUUGGGAUCUUGUGUAUAGGCAACGUCAUUCGCGCUGAAUGGCAUGCCCUGAAGCAAGCUGCAUUCCGAUAUUUGAUUUCUGAUAACAAGUGCCAGCCGACACCGAAGCGGGAGAGGCGCACCGGAGAACCAUUAUCACCCAUGGAUCACCCAAUGGGGUUUUGACCAUAGCUUUCUUUCUUUCCCGGCCGGGCGGGGAGGCUUGGACAGUGCGCAAAGCCAGCAUUGUAAUGUCCGUGGGCAAAGCUCGCGGAGCUCCCGAGUGGCUGCACUGACUCGCUCUGUUGCUGCUGCGUUACCAUAUCGUGGAAGCUG